AUGGAAUCUAAGAUGUUUUCGUCUCCACAUCGUUUAGAAUCAGGAUUAUCACCAAUAUUAGAUAUGUCUCCAACAACUGCCGAAUUCUUUGCUGCUUUUAUGGAUAGACCAUCAUGUAUGUUCUCAACAUCUCCUACCCAUUCCAGUCCAAACAUGAAAGGAAUUGAUCUUGGAAUAAACAUGAAUUCCAAGGAGAAUAUCAGGGAAAUAUCUCAAUGCAAACGUAAACUGGACUUUGCAGAAAAUAACAAUUAUUUAGGAUUACAGCGACCGCAAACUGUUUCUGUGGCAAGGAGAAAUGAACGGGAAAGAAAUCGGGUGAAAUUGAUUAAUAUGACAUUUGCCACUUUACGUGAACACAUACCACAGCUGUCUAAAGGUGGUAAAAGUCGUAAAUUAAGUAAAGUAGAGACAUUACGCGCAGCUAUAGAAUAUAUCAGAUACCUACAAGGCAUGAUGGAAGAAUGUGGUGCAACUAUUGAGAAGUCACCCAUUAGAGCUGCUGGUGAUUCUAAACCAUUAUCACCAGGUUUGUCACCAACAUUAUCUACUGGAACAUCAUUGAACUCACCAUCAUCACCAAUAUCAUCACCGUCAUCACAGACAUCAUACGAGAACCUUAGUGCUGAAGAUGAAGAUUUGCUGGAUUUUGCAAAUUGGUUUUAA
This is a messenger RNA of Lottia gigantea (owl limpet), 666 nucleotides long. RefSeq lists its product as hypothetical. Bases 1 to 666 code for a protein of 221 amino acids. Lineage: Eukaryota; Metazoa; Mollusca; Gastropoda; Lottiidae. The transcript has a single exon. Gene Ontology annotation, molecular function: RNA polymerase II transcription regulatory region sequence-specific DNA binding; protein dimerization activity; DNA-binding transcription factor activity, RNA polymerase II-specific. Gene Ontology annotation, biological process: regulation of transcription by RNA polymerase II; developmental process. The record is from RefSeq and is a predicted model, not a curated record.